UUCAGGAGAGGAGGCCAAGGAUACCAGCAAGCCAACAUUUGCUUCAAGUUCCCGGGUCUGCUGACAAUGUUCAGGAUGCUGAUGGCAGCCGGUAGAGGCUGCUGUGCCCUGGCCAUCCUGCUGGCAAUUGUGGACAUCCAGCCUGGCGGAUGCAUACAUAUCACCAACUCAGCAUCCCAGGAAGGAAAGCGACUAAACUUGAUCUGUACUGUCUGGUAUAACAAUGAAGAGGUUGAGGGGUUGAUAGUGUUUUUGUGCAAGAACAGGUCUAGGGACUGUUCCCCUGAGACCAGCUUGGAACAGCUGAGACUUAAACAGAAUCCUGGGACAGACGGUGCCGGUGACAAAUCAUCUCAGUUGGUGUUCACCAUAAACCAAGUCACGCCAUCGGACAGCGGGACCUACCAAUGUUGUGCCAGAAGCCAAAAGUCAGAUAUCCACCUUCAGGGCCAUUUUUUCUCCAUUCUAGUCGCAGAGACAGGGAACUACACAGUGACAGGACUGAAACAAAGAAUACGCUCUGAGUUCAGCCAUAGUGAAGGCACUCUCAGUUCAGGCUUCCUACAAGAAAAGGUCUGGGUGAUGCUGGUCACCAGCCUGGUGGCCCUUCAAGCUUUUUAAGCCUUGGGCCCAAAGAAACUCUUUUAAAAAAACUUAUGGCAAGAUAAGUCUGACUCUGUUUAGCUUGGCAACUUUCUCAUUACAAUAUGCACAGAGAAGAAAGAAACAGGGCAAGGGGAAGAGACACUAAAUAUGCCAAAAAUCUGAGGAAAUACAAGCUGGGGCAAAUUAGUGUCCUCCCUAACUUUCCCUCCUCACUGCCAGAGCAAACCUGCUUUCUCGCCUCAGCAUCAGCAAAUAAAGAGAACAACUUUCACAAGAGUGGACAAGUAUGUGUGUUUUUCUACCCCAGAGAAACUUUUCCUCCUUUUCCCCUCAACACAGUAAAAUAAGCCAAUCAAACCAAAAUGAGAACACCAUUUUUUACAAGAAUUUUUUAUUUAACACCAAAAAGCAAAGAGAAGAAACAAGCAAAGAUAGGGUAGGAGAAGCAGCGAGCCAGACCCAGUGACUGACUCAGCAUGAAAAUGAGGAAACAAAGAUCUCGGUGUACCAGGUGUACCAUGGAUUAAAACUGCCCAACUCUACCUAAGUACUUGUCAACCUCUUUGGUCAUUUCUCUUUUUAAAUAAAUGAUCACAGCAGUAUUUGCUGCCCUUUCUUUUCUCUUGGGACAGAUGACCUCUUGUCAUGCAUAAGCAAAGAGAAGGGGACAGGGUAUUUCUGAUAGGAAGAACUACAGAAUAAAGGGGUAGGAACACAAUUUAUCUGAGCUACAUAGCCAGCCAUCAAAAGAAAACUGACACCUUACCUGUGAUCCUUAGCAAGAACCUGCCAGAUGUGGGAGUUAAGAUUUAUGGGAACAGAAAGAGUUAAGGCUGAAGUACAUCAGUAAGACCCUUAUUAGGGAUGAUCUUGAAACUCAAACUAAGGAUUUGGGGCUUUGUGUCCUAUGGAGGUAAAGGGCCUAGGUAUGGAAUCAGAAAAUUUAGAUUCAAGUUCUGGCUCUGCAAUGUCCCAGUUAUGUGUUCUUGGGCAAAUGAAGUUGUGAGACACUAUUUCUGCUUAUGUCUCUGUAAAAAGGGAUAUUGCUAUUCUCUCUUCUGGUUCCCAGGAAUGUUAUGAGGAUCAAAUUAGAGUCUGGGUUUGAAAUCCAGAGCCAUUUGAAUUCUGACUCCAAAGUCACCAAAGCUUUUUCUACUAUAUCACAUUCACUUUAAUCUUUCUCUACCUAUUUUAUGUUUCUAACCAAGAAAAUAUUACGCUCACACUAGUAGAGAUAUCUUUUGGUUUGUUUUUUUGUUUUUGUUUUUCUUCGAGUUGGAGUCUCAC
This is a messenger RNA of Carlito syrichta (Philippine tarsier), 1893 nucleotides long. RefSeq names its product CD160 molecule (gene CD160). Gene Ontology annotation, cellular component: plasma membrane. Gene Ontology annotation, biological process: regulation of adaptive immune response. The record is from RefSeq and is a predicted model, not a curated record. The transcript has 4 exons. Lineage: Eukaryota; Metazoa; Chordata; Mammalia; Primates; Tarsiidae. Gene Ontology annotation, molecular function: transmembrane signaling receptor activity. The coding region runs from base 67 to 621 and encodes 184 amino acids.